Microtus oregoni (creeping vole) is the source of this 1029-nucleotide messenger RNA. RefSeq lists its product as uncharacterized. Bases 1 to 516 code for a protein of 171 amino acids. Lineage: Eukaryota; Metazoa; Chordata; Mammalia; Rodentia; Cricetidae. The record is from RefSeq and is a predicted model, not a curated record. The transcript has 3 exons.
AUGGUUUUUGGUGUAGCUAACCUUCCCGAGUCCUUCGCCGGCCUGUUAGGUUCCUCCACACAGCCCAAAAGGCCUUCAGUCAAAUGGGAUCUGGGCUCGAAUUUCGACUCUGUUGCCAAGGAGACCACUGCCUCUGGCACGGACUUCCGGCGCGAGAGACUUGACAGCCAGCCGGAUCUCGGCCCCCGCGCCCAACCACAGAUCUACUUCCUGCGGCCGCGGCCGGCAAUUCCGAAGUUGUUAUUCAGCAUAUUGAAUUCCAGCGAUGCCAAUGUGAAGAAGCUUUUACCCAAGAGCCAUCUGUCUCGGGUGAUUAUUCGGGACAACCUCAAUGCACAGCGCAUCUACGAGAUGGAGAUGAAAGCUUCGGACAAGACCAAGAGAAAAAUGAGCCAUUUGUACGACCACCUGAAAAAGAAGUUCAUGACAGACCAGCUGAGGAAGAUGCUGCGCUGGAGGCGGGAGUCUCUGAGCACCCAGCAGUACUUGAAUAGGCAGCGGGGAGGCUCCACUUAGAUGGCAAGCCAGUCACGUAGCAGUGGCAGAACGAUCUGCCCCAGAACACAAAACCACCCUGGUGAGAGCUGAGGGGCCGGAACUUGCUGGCCUCCACCACUGUAGAGCAAUAAAGGGUUAGCAGCGGAUAGGACGAGAGCGCAAGUCCUUGGUUCCAGUCUGCUUUGCUCCACCAUCCCCUCCCUCCCAGGGAAAGACCUGCAGCCACCAAUGCUUGGUGGAAGAGGCGGAGUCAGGCCAGUACUCCUGGUUUGUGCAAACAGGGAAACUUUUGCACCCACAUUUGCUUUCUCUUUUUCCUACUUCUUCUUUCCCUCCACCGGCCCCACUCCCUCCAUCUCCUUCAUGUCUACCCUUCCUUCUUUUCUUCCUCAUUUUGGUCUGGAGACAGCUCAGGGCUUGCAUAUUCGCAGGGAACAUGCUCUCCCCAGUCCCGGUGCACACAUCCCCGGUGACACAUCUGCCAGCUGCGCUGCGGCUGUUGACAUCUUAGAGGGAAAGGACUGAGCAAUG